AUGUGCUCUGAGCUUGAGGACGAGUGGCCGUCGUGGCCGCCAGUCUCGCGCAAUGGUAUCCCGCGCGACAACCUUCCCGGCUGGUCGGCUGAGGUGCGGUGGAGGAGCCUGCACCGGCAACAGGCGGCGGCGGCGGCGGCGGCGGCACCACCACAGACUCGCCUGGUCUUUCUCGGAGACUCGAUCACGGAGGGUUGGCUGCGCUCCGGCUUCUCGGGGACCGCUCCUUCGAUCCCGCAGCCGGUGAACGAACAGCUGUGGCACGACGCCUUUGGCCUGUGGUCGCCACUCAACCUUGCCAUCGGUGGCGACCGUGUCCAGGUCACAACGCUCAACGGCCGGCUGGCGGCGUAUGCUUGGAAGCGGCCGUGGGUGCGGUGGGUCGAUUGCGGUGACCGUUUCCUCGCGCCUGGCUACGCACCGGCCGACCAGGCUGCGAGCGCGACGCCCGACGGCAACCUGAUGCUGGCGGAGCCGUUGGGUGCCCCACACGCCCGCGCUCACCAGGUGAAGCGGAACGCCUCCUCGGCGGCGGGGCCCGGGGGGCGUCAUUUGCAGCCGCACCUCAUGUACGACUUGCUCCACCUGACGCCCGAGGGGUACACUCGCUGGGCCGAGUGUUUGCGGCCUGCAAUCGCAGAGGCCUUUGCUUGGAACGCUAACCGCACGCGGCGGCAGUAGGGGACCGCUCUUCCAGAACCGUACAUCAGCCGGACCCCGCACAUGCGCUUCUUUUUGUCAAGUAUUAGUUACUUUAUUGUUAUACUGACUUUGUUGUGGCUCAACUUGUAUAAAUAAUGCC
Molecule: messenger RNA, 802 nt
Organism: Emiliania huxleyi CCMP1516
Lineage: Eukaryota; Haptophyta; Isochrysidales; Noelaerhabdaceae
Exons: 3
Coding region: 1-681 (226 amino acids)
Source: RefSeq, a predicted model, not a curated record